Messenger RNA from Fraxinus pennsylvanica, 1365 nucleotides. The record is from the annotation of a GenBank genome assembly. NCBI's taxonomy places the organism in Eukaryota, Viridiplantae, Streptophyta, Magnoliopsida, Lamiales, Oleaceae.
AUGGAGGAGAGGCAACGAAAGCCACAUGCCAUUAUAAUUCCUUUCUGCUUUCAAGGACAUAUUACCCCAGCUAUCAACCUUGCUCUCAAGCUUGCUUCAAAGGGCUUCACCAUUACUUACAUCCACACCGAAUUUAUUCAUCACUUGAUAACUAAAGCCCAGAAUCUCAGUUCUUCUACUGAAAUAGAUUUCUUUGCUGAAGCUCGAAAAUCUGGACUGGAAAUACAUUACAGCACGAUUUCUGAUGGGUUUCCUCCAGAAUUUGAUCGGGAUCUCAACUUCGACGAGUUCUGGGAUUCUAUGUUUCGGGAUUUCCCUGUUCGUGUUGAUGAACUAGUUGGAAAAACAAUUCAAUCCGAUCCAUCUUCUGUGUAUUUUCUGAUUGCUGACACUUUCUAUUCAUGGCCAGCAGCAAUUGCUGAAAAGUACAGUCUGGUGAAUGUUUCACUGUGGACAGAACCAGCUACAGUGUUUGCUAUAGAUUAUCACUUGGAUCUUCUCAGAGAAAAUGGCCAUCUCCCAUGGAAUGGUGAUUUUGAGCAUCAAAUAGAUUACAUACCCGGUGUUCAGCCAAUUAGCAAGAGUGACUUGAUGUCAUAUCUCCAGGAUGAUGACGUAACCACAACAUUGCUCAAGAUUGUUAUCAAGGGGUUUGAGCAAGUGAAGAAGGCAGACUUUAUCUUAUGUAACACGAUCCAUGAACUUGAAUCGGAAUCACUAUCAACCCUUAAUCUGAAAAAACCAACUUAUGCAAUUGGCCCUAUAAAUUUUGAUACUACCUUCUCAAAUAUUAGUGUUGCUAAAAGCCUUUGGUCUGAAUCAGAUUGCACUCAGUGGCUCAAAUCCAAGCCUCCUGGCUCCGUUUUGUACAUCUCUUUUGGUAGCAUUGCUCAGAGUAAUAAGCAGGAUAUUGGGGAGAUAGCAAAUGCUCUUCUUCUAACUGGAGUAAAUUUUAUCUGGAUCCUCCGGCCAGAUAUUGCCGGCCCUGAUGAAACUGAUAUUUUGCCUGAUGGAUUCAAUAAUCGUAUAAAGGAUCGAGGGCUCAUCCUUCCAUGGUGCAAUCAAAAUAUUGUCCUUUCACUCGAGUCAGUAGAUCAACCUACAAACAGGAAACUGGUGGUUAGUGACUGGAAGAUUGGAAUUAAUCUUUGUGAAGGGAAGCAACUUAGUAUGAAAGAAGUUGCUCAGAAGAUUAACAUGUUGAUGAGUGGAAAAACUUCUGAUGAUUUGAAGCAAGAGAUGAAGAAAGUAAGGAAGAUCAUGCACAGUGCAUUAGACAUGGAUGGAUCAUCACAGAGAAAUUUCGUUCAGUUUCUCGAAAAUUUGAAGGUAAAAUUAUAUGACAGAAUUGAGGAAGUACCGUAA